GGCAGCUGGCUGAAUCCUCGUGGCUCGCGUUCACGCGCCCACGGGGCAGCUCGUCGAGAAAAGAACACCGAGGAUGUCAGCCAUUUGCUCGCUCUGCGCCUAGGAGCAGCCCGUUCGCAGUCGGUGCUGGGCCCGCUACCUCUGGUCGUUGCGGCCCUCGCCUACUGGACGCGGGUUUCUGCCUGGGGACGGAGGCGCUGUUCGAUUUCUCCGGUGAUCGCUAGGCUCCCAACUGGUCCACCUUCAGCAGCAAGACACCCAGUGGUUUCCGACCGGCUGCCGAGUUAUCGUUUCGCUUGAAAGACGCUGACAUUGUGAACGAGAAGUAUGCCCAGGACGUCGCUGAACGCGGGGAAAUUACCGGCCGGCGCGCCGCCCCCGCGUAGGCCGCCUCUGCUGCCUACGCCUACAAUACCGGCACAUCCGGAUCACGAGAAAUUCGCGAACAUCAAGGAAAUGCCCUUGCGCAUCCUCUGCUUAGAUUCCGGCCGGGGGCCGCCGACUGCGUCCCAGCUGCGCCAGCUGCUGGGGUUUCCCGGCGUCGUGGAUCGCGUGGUGCCUUGCGAUCGUUGCGAGGUCGCAGUCUACGAGAACCCUGUCUCUGCGGCACACGUGACCUUACAGCUGGAGCGCCUUCCGAAGGACACUUUCAUGCAGAUCGUGGUGAAGUGGUGUGACUUGGAAAUAGUCCAGCACGUUCUAGGCGGUGGCGUGACUCGGAAGUGCGAUCCACCCGAGUGGUGGCUCGCAUCAGAGGAACUUGAAGAGCGCUGCAACCCGUAUGACUCUGUGAUUGCCAUGGAGCACAAAGACAUACCUGUGACCGGAUUCGCGCUGGGAUGUCUUCUGGGCUACAAUACGUUUGUAGCUCACUUCGACAGCGCGCGCACUGCUCCCCCCGGUACCAAGACUUCAUCCACGAAGAAGUCGUCCAACUCCUGCAAAAUCGGAAUGACAAAGUUUGCAAAGUGGAAGAAAGCAGAGUUGGACCCUAGAGCUGGCUUUACGUUGUCUGGCGACAUCUCGCCGGCAAUGGCUCCUUGUCGCAAGCAGUCCUGUGAAGCCAAGAGGUAUUCCAUGCGGAGAGCGGCGGCUAACUCGGAAAGAACGUCUCCGCCACAGCCUUCUACAAAUGAAUCAUCUGCAAACUCAACUUCCAAUGAGACCAGCUCAUCCACACCUCCGUCGGAGCCCAGAGAGGAGGAAGCCGCCCAGGAGGAAGCCGCCCAGGAGUCGCCGAGCGCGAAGCCUGCUGAGAGCGCAACUGCCACAUCUGAAAACCCACCGCCAAAGACGUCAGCUCCAUGCAACCCUUCCGCAACUACGGCGGACACGACGGCGCGUUCUGAACCCGCGUGUCCGCCCCCAGCGGGUCCGCCAUCGUAUGCCUCCAUCACGACUCAUCCGAGGUCCAGCGAUACAAUGGAGCAGCGUGGCAGCUGGCAGGGCUGGCUGACGCCGGUGGCGCCUCCGCCACCGGUCCCGGAGCCACCGCGGGAGCCAUUUCGGCCGGGCCCGCAGCCUGCUAUCAUACAGACCACGCCGCCACCGAAGGAAAAGGGCAAAUGGGCCGCACUAUUGACGCCCGAGGAGGAACCGGAGGAUGGCGACGCCCAAGCCACGUCGGGCCCCCCAUCGUCGUCGCCCACCCAGCCAUCCAGCACGGGUCCCUCGGUGGGUGGCUCGCUUCCUACAGACGAUGCCUCGAGCGCGCCCACGGCUUUGUCAUGCUCGAAUUCACCCUCGUUGCCUUCGUCGCCCAAAAGCACCAGAUCAUCCAUGUCGGCAUCGCAGUCUCCCCGUGCGGGCGAAGGUUUCAAGGUCACGCAGAGCAGCGCUCAUUUCGAGCACUGUACCAGUGCACUGCACAUCUACUUUGUGGACAAGCAAAACUCCAGUCACACCCUCUACCGGCUGUUGGUGCGGUAUUGCACUAUAUCCCGCAUCGUGCUCUGCAAAACGUCACCCACUUCUACAACCGCGUACUUGCACCUCCUGCACACGCCGCUGCUCUACAAGCUAUGCGCCGGCAACAAUGCCAUGAGCCAUUGUCACCGCGAGGGCGACUACCUACCCAAGUUCAACCUGUCCGACACCACGCCGUGGGACCGGGCCGUCGAGUUCGGCGAAGGGCCCUUCAAGUGCGGCGCCGAUGUGCUGGGCAAGAGCCGCGUCCUGCGACUGGCGUUAAGCGGGCCCCGCCACUGGGAGCCCCUGUGCAACCUGAUCCUUCGCACGCGCAGCGGCGCGCAGGUCUACUACGCUGCGGUCCGCGAGCUGCACGUGCGCGAUCUGAAGCCGGUGCCCAGGCCCAGCGUCCCGGACUACGGGAUCACCUACGCUCUGCUCAGCGUCUGGUCCGAGAGCUUCCAGGUCGCAGACGAGCUUGCGAUGAACCCCGACACUUUCAAAGAAGUACAGAGCAAACUGACAACGCGCUCGAAGGAUUGUCCCCGUGCACUGGAGGAAGCGCUCUUCGAGCUCUACUUCUCCAUCAGCCAGGGAAAGGUGUUCCGGUUCAUCACAGCACUGGACCGCCUCUACACGCGCUACCGGGGCCACCGGCUGCGCAACGACGCCUACACCGGCUCGGUGAUCGCCCAGGAGCUGCCGGCGCACAUGGUCAAAGUGCGCAAGGUGAUCCUGACGCCCACCCGACGCGUCUACUUGCCCCCGCAGCUGGUGUGCAAGAGCCGUCUGCUGCAGCACUUCGACACCGAGUACGCGAUACGCAUCGUGGUGCGCGACGACGACUGCAAGCUCGUGUCUUUCUCGCUCGGAGCGUGCAAGGACGACUUCCUGGGCGCGGUCAUCAAGCCGCCGCUGACGCACGGCCUGAAGAUCGGCGGCAGGCAUUUCGUGUUCCUAGGAUGCUCGACCAGCCAGCUGCGCAGCCAUGGUGUCUGGUUCUACGCUUGCGACACCGAGGGUCGCACUGCCGAUAAGAUACGUGCGGGCAUCGGCGACCUGUCAGCCAUCCACAGCGUGCCCAAGUUCAUGGCACGGCUUGGACAGGCCUUCUCCCAGUCCCUGGGCUUCCUCACCGUUCAGCGCCACCACACGAGCAUUGAGCCGGACAUCAAGAAAACGACGACGAUUCGCCGGUCCGGCGGCGAUGUCUUGCACCGCGAGUACCUGUUCAGCGAUGGCAUCGGGCGCAUCUCGCAUACUCUGCUGCGCAAG
Molecule: messenger RNA, 3183 nt
Organism: Dermacentor silvarum
Lineage: Eukaryota; Metazoa; Arthropoda; Arachnida; Ixodida; Ixodidae
Exons: 9
Biological process (GO): siRNA processing
Cellular component (GO): nuclear RNA-directed RNA polymerase complex
Molecular function (GO): RNA-directed RNA polymerase activity
Source: RefSeq, a predicted model, not a curated record